GUCUAGUUCUAAAACACAAAGCCAAGAAAACAAAAGAUCCCAAAAUGGAGAAUUUGAAGAGCAACCCCGAUCAAGAUGAACCAAAAGAUACCUACAAGAUAGCUUAUAUAAUCCAUUUCUUACUUGGUGCAGGCAAUCUACUUCCAUGGAAUGCUUUAAUCACAGCCAUUGAUUACUUCGGUCAUCUUUACCCAGAAAAACACGUGGAAAAAGUGUUUUCUGUGGCUUAUAUGAGUUCCUCACUUUUAGUUUUAAUUAUUAUGAUUAGGAGCAGUAAAUUCAGCAGAUUAAUCACCUUUCAAGUGAGAAUGAACAUGGGAUUUAUAAUGUUUGUUGUGUCCCUCAUGAUAACUCCAACCAUAGACUGGGCUUGGAAGGCUCAACCGAAUGAGAAGUCAAAUGCAACAUUUUACACAGUGGUUGCAUCAGUUGUGAUUUGUGGGUUAGCCGAUGGGUUGAUUGGAGGGAGCCUUGUGGGGUCCGCUGGAAAUUUGCCAAAACGAUAUAUGCAGGCUGUUUUUGCUGGAACGGCUUCAUCAGGAAUUUUAGUCUCCUUUUUGCGAAUUAUAACAAAGGCAUCACUCCCAAAUGAUCCACAAGGGCUCAAGAAAAGUGCACAUUUAUAUUUCCUAGUCAGCACCCUCAUUCUACUAGUGUGCAUGGUUUUCUGUCAUCUACUAUACAAGUUACCAGUCAUGGAACACCAUUAUAAAUCACUCCUACAAACAACUUCCAAUUCCACCAUUAAAUUCUGGGAAGUAGCAAGAACGAUUCAAUGGCCCGCAAUAGGAAUAUUCAUCAUAUACACCGUAACUCUAUCAAUUUUUCCAGGAUUUUUAGCAGAAAACAUUGAGUCAACCCUCCUCAAAGACUGGUACCCGAUAAUCUUGAUCACCAUUUACAAUAUUUCAGAUUUUUUAGGGAAAUCAUGCACGGCAAUUUUUGUUAUCAAGAGCAUUGCUAAAGCUACAUGGUGGUGUAUGGCGAGGUUGUUGUUGUAUCCACUUUUUACAGCGUGUUUACAUGGACCUAAAUGGGCUAAAAGUGAAGUGUUUGUGGUGUUAUUGACUGUUGUUUUGGGGUUUACCAAUGGGUAUCUGACAAGUGUCAUUAUGAUUAAGGCACCUAAAUCAGUGCCACCUUCGGAAUCGGAAAUGGCGGCGAUUGUGAUGGCUUUGUUCUUGGGAUUAGGGUUGGUUUCUGGUUCUGUGCUUGGGUGGUUUUGGAUCAUUUAAAGCGGGGAAGUGUGAAUUUGUGAUUAAUGUUGUAUUGACAACUCAUUAGACAUGUGAAAUUAAUG
Molecule: messenger RNA, 1300 nt
Organism: Lactuca virosa
Lineage: Eukaryota; Viridiplantae; Streptophyta; Magnoliopsida; Asterales; Asteraceae
Source: the annotation of a GenBank genome assembly